Haliotis rufescens (red abalone) is the source of this 1121-nucleotide messenger RNA. RefSeq lists its product as uncharacterized. Gene Ontology annotation, cellular component: external side of plasma membrane. Bases 64 to 663 code for a protein of 199 amino acids. The transcript is spliced from 4 exons. Lineage: Eukaryota; Metazoa; Mollusca; Gastropoda; Lepetellida; Haliotidae. Gene Ontology annotation, molecular function: signaling receptor activity. The record is from RefSeq and is a predicted model, not a curated record.
UUCAAGAUGGAAGCACCUGAUCAAUAGACUAUUCCUGGUAGAUUGCAAGACGGAAAUUUUACAAUGUUACCUCAAAUUAGUGCCGCUAAAGUCGUGUGCAUUUGUACGUUAGUGUUAACAUGUUUUGCUGGGAAAAGUGCAUCGGAAGAAUUGCAUUAUGAAGAGUCGACAAAGAAACCGUGCCCAUAUUUCUAUGAAAAGAGGUUUGCAGCCCCAUCCCCAGGUCUCAUCAACUGUUCCUGGUACUCAAACCAGGCUUGCUGCAAGCGCACUGAGGUGACGUCCGUGUUCUCCAGCAUGUACCCCCUCCAUCAAGCCACCAAGAUCUGCCGCUACCAGAUGAACUAUCUUAUGUGCUACUUCUGUAGCCCAGACCAGUACCUCUUCUACAGGGACAAGCUGAUGGUGUGUUCUGAGUACUGUGACUCGCUGUAUGAAGACUGCAAGACAGCCUCCUUUGAAGGAGACACUGUCGGCUACAAGUACCAGAAUGGGACAGCUUUCUGUGAGGCUCAGAACUUCCAAGUUGUCGAGGGCACCAACUGUUUCGAGUAUGACCCCACUGUGUUUGACAUCGCGACGAGGACGUCCCACAGCUUUGUCACAGUCUCCCUCAUCUUCAUCGUUCACUUCCUCUUCCACAGUUUCAGGAGACUGAUAUGAAGUGUGUAAGAGUAUAAUAUAAACAAUAAACUCUUCAGAGAAACACUGUUGCAAGCAAUAGAACAAACAAAACGGUUGUAUCAGACCAGCCCCAGUUGUGUUCGUUUAUGCAGAGGUCAUGUUUGUGAGUGAGUAUGGUUUUACAUCGCUUUUAGCAAUAUUCCAGCAAUAUCACGGCAGGGGACACCAGAAAUGGGCUUCACACAUUGUACCCUUGUACAGGAAUCGAACCCGGGUCUUCAGCAUGACAAGUGAACGCAUUAACCGCUAGGCUACCCCACAACCCAUAUUUCUGUGUGUCGGUUCCAUGAAAGAAUAUCUUUAAUACUAAGAUGAUCUCAUUGACAAAUAUUUGGCUGAUUGAUAAAAUGUACUUAUGGAAACUUAUAUGAAUAGAAGUGUAGGUGUAUCAUCAUUAUUAUUACUAUGAUUUUGUGUUCCAGAAUAGUAUUGGUCUU